UUACAACUAUAUAUUUAUCUUAAUAUUAACCAAACUAAAGCAGAACACAUAAUUUAAACAUAAAACCACCAUAAUCCCAGAGAAAAAAAAUGUCAAAGAAACACUAACUCAAUAAAGGUCCAGAGCUCAAAGGCGAUCGAGAACGAAAACUAACUUACCCCACUUUAUCAUAGAGUAUCUUGGCCAGAACAAUCAAAAGUCAGUAAAAUGUAGAAAUAUAAUCUUCAGAUAAAGCAAUCCCUCGAACACAAAUGAGCGUGAUCAAGGACCAAUGCAAAGAACCAAGAAAGCGGGUUAGAGUAAGAAUAAUCAACAGAAGGCCAAAAUCACCACGAAGCAGGAAGAGACAUACAUAACAAACGAUAAGCACAACCACCAGCUAAGAGGUAAGAAGCAUCUCACAAACUAAACAAGCACAAACAAGACGCCUAUGCCGGGGAAGAACCACAAAAUUCUGGAUAGAAGGGACCAAAGCUCCAAGAGUCUAAUAUCACACAUUUAUACUAAGGGAAGAAGAGAACAACAUGAGUGAGGGAGAAAUGAAGCCAACCCCCGAGAAACAUGAGUCCAGACUUGAGACCAGAAACAAUCUUCCAAAUCUACAGAGCAUACUCAGAGGAGAACACUAUCCAAACCUAGAGUGGCAAACAUGGCGAAAGAGAGAGAGAGUCACAGAGACGCAAGCAGGGUUGAAAGCUGCAACGAGAUGAAAGAACAUAGCUGGAAGGGUAGACAAAACGAAAUCAUCAAAUCGUGGAGCCGUCCUCGAGCUAUAGAAGUCAGAUCACCAAAAACCAUAUCUUGAAAACCAAGACGAGAGGGGAGUAACAAUGGUAAGCCAACGACGAGGAAAACAACUUCAAAGACGACUAAACUCUGACUCAACCCAAAGAGAUGCAGUUCCUAACAUCAGCUAAAAUCUAAGGAAGAAGAGGAGCAUCCAAUAUUGCAUGGAGUAGCCUAAAAUGAUGCGAAAAACAACCGCACAACUGGAAACUCCUAAACCCGAUCUACAAUAAAUACCAGAAAUCUCAAGGUGAAGAAGGCGAUAAAGAACAAGAGCAUGAGGUGAGUCUUUUUUGGUGAUGAUGAGAAACACCGCAUACCAGAAACGUAAAGAAAAUACAUAGAUGUUGAAGGCUCAAUGUAAAAAUAUGGGAAAAAAACGAAAACAUCUUGAAAGUUAUAAUGUUCAAAAAUAUAAAAAAAAAUUAAAAGAAAAUUUUGACGCUGAAACCGUAUAUCUUAGAAUCAACAAAUGCAUAAAUGCAAAGUUAUUGAAAUUCAAUAUAUUUUUAUAUUAGAGGCUCACUUCACUGCUAACAAAUACUAUACAGACAAAACACAUUGUUAAAAAAACAAAGACAAAAUAUAUUAACAUAUCACUAUUACUACUACAUAACACAAUAAAAACACCAAAUAACAUUCUUAACAAAUAAAAGUGAUCACAUAAUUACAUUAUCCAAAAAAUCAUACUUUUAACAACAAUAAAACAAUAUUCCGCGCGAAGCGCGGACACCCCCCUAGUAAUAAGUAAAGUACAGAGAAAAAGCAAAUCUAACUAAAAAGAAUAUUCCAAUAUUUUAUGAUUUACAAAAUUAAUGGUAAGCAUACUGUUUUAGUAAAAUAUCUGACUGGAAUUAAAAUCAUGAGAUCAUAUGAGUUUACAAAGAACAUUACCGUUUAUAUAAUAAAAAAAUCCAAAAUCUUUCACAAAAUCAAUUGCGUUUAAAGAUGAUUACCAGCAGAAGAAGUUUGUGAAAUCAAAGAGAAGGAUCUGCUAAGUUAUGGACAUAAUCAGUGAGUUGCCUGAUGAUUUACUCUUGCGUAUUAUGUCAUUCGUUCACACAAAAACUGCGUUUGAUGCUCAACUCUUGUCCAAAAGAUGGCGAAAUCUCUGGAAAAAGUUGCCAACUCUCUACCAUGAUUACACCUUUCACAAAUCUGAAUCUCAGUUUUUAGUAUUCAUUAACAAGACACUGGAGUUACUCGAGUCUUCGGUGUUAGAGAGCUUUUAUAUCAGAAUUGUUCCAACACAAACUAGUUCUGGAGUUUUCCUCAGAGGAUGUCUACUAGCCAAGCUACAAGUGCGCGAACUUAACUUCAUCAGUAUUAUUAAUCCCGUUGCUCUACAAAUAAAGAAGGGAAUCUACCAUCUUCAAACGCUUGUGAUCUUGAGAAUUGAAUGUUGUAGUCUUGAAGAUGGUUAUGGUAACCAGAUCAUCCCAUUACAAUCCCUCAAAGUCUUGCAGCUUCGAUGUGUGAAGUAUUCCAGCGAUGCAUCUCUCUCUAAUCUCUUAUCUAGUUUACCGAGUCUCGAAGAUUUGUUUUUGGACAGAUGUUCGAGUGAUAAUAAGCCCACGAAAACUCUAUCUAUUGCGGUACGUUGUUUGCUGAGAUUGACAGUUCUUAGAUGUCCUGAUAAUUGUGAAAGUCAUCUCAUGAGGUUGAACGUUAAUGCACCUUCUUUGAAAUACUUGAACGUUGAAGAUCACUGGAGAAACGUUUCUUUUUCUGAGGAGAAGAUGGAAGAGCUCAUAGAAGCAGAUGUUAAUGCAAGUUAUAUCGAUACCGAGAAGCUUCUGACAGCUAUUGUAACAGCGAAACGCCUUUCGUUAUGUGUAGUCACUUCAAAGAUUCUGCGGGUUAAUGUAUUCUUUAAUCAACUCGUUCGUUUGGAGAUAUGCACAUGUCAACAAGAAUGGUGGAAUGUUCUUGAGAAGGUUUUGUUAAGUUCACCUAAACUAUGCAUUCUCAAGCUUCAUCAGAAACAUCUUUUUGGGACUAGAGAUCCCACGGUUAGAUGGAAAGAACCUAGUUCUGUUCCUGUAUGUUUUGCUUCUCAUCUUGAAACGUUCGAGUGGAGAGGUUAUGAAGGAACAGAAGAUGAGAAAAAAUUAGCGAGUUACAUCCUAAGAAAUGCUGGGAUAUUGAAGACUGUAACGAUCUAUCCGUUGAUCUCAAAUCCAGAUAUCAGAAGGCGUAGGAUUCUCAAAAACCAUAUGAGCAACGAAUUAGUGAAACUUUCUGGAUGGUCAUUCACUUGUAAGCUUGUUUUCAGAUGAACAAAAAGGUGAGAAAUAAGUUUGUUUUUGAUUUGAAGUUCCUAUAAUUCUCUAUUUGCUUUCUAUGGUGGUUGUUUUAUAUGGAUUUGCUGUGUUUUUCUUUGAAUAAUUCCACCAUAAUCUUCUAGUUCGUACUAGAUUCUGACAAUUCAGUAUGUUUAACCUCUGAAGAGGAAUCA
Molecule: messenger RNA, 3244 nt
Organism: Brassica napus (rape)
Lineage: Eukaryota; Viridiplantae; Streptophyta; Magnoliopsida; Brassicales; Brassicaceae
Product: F-box/FBD/LRR-repeat protein At5g56420
Exons: 2
Coding region: 1788-3065 (425 amino acids)
Molecular function (GO): protein binding
Source: RefSeq, a predicted model, not a curated record